AUGAGUUUGAGACAUGCUUCGAGGCAUGUAGCGAGUCGGGCCACUUGUUUGCGUAGCUCAUACUCGGAGAUAUCAAGAUUCUGCCGGACACGCCAGCUUGGGAUCGUCCAAGUUCGAGUUGAAGGAUGGAAGAAGGGUGUAGGACGAUGCUUUUCGCAAUCAAUAGUGAGAAGUGAUGGCAUUGAACCAGAUGAGCAAUUGAGAAAAACUCUCGAUGAUUUCAAAACCUCUCUACGGCCAUCAUGGCCACACGAGGGGGGAGUUUGGACUCCUGAAAUCUUGGAGAAGAUUCCUCUGGGAUCAGAGUUCACAUUAGUAGGAUAUCUUGGCUCACGGCGUGAUGUGAGCCAGAAGCUAUCUUUCACUAUGCUUCGCAACGAGAAUCUAUCAUGGUGCGUACAAUUGGUUUCCAGCACCAGUACUACAGAGGCGGAGGCACACGCGCGCCUACGAUCUUUGAAAAACUGGACUCCAGUCGUUGUCACCGGCAUACUCAAAGAACGCCAACCACCCAAGCAAGCAACGCACCAAGGCAUGAAACUAGUGGGCACGCGCGAGAUUGCAGUGACACAUGUCGAACCUAUAAAUGAAGUAUCCAAAGAUUUGAUCAUCACAGAGGAAACCGUCUUCGGGCCUGAUCAGCGACACCUGCAACUGCGCGCAGAUUCCAGGCUGCGCAAUAACAUCUUUCUCAGGGACCGGGCUGGAAGGGCGGCAAGAAAGGUUCUGGCCGAAAACAAUCUCGUCGAGGUGGAAACGCCCAUACUGUUCAAGUCGACGCCUGAAGGGGCCCGAGAGUUCUUGGUACCAACAAGACAAAAGGGUCUGGCGUAUGCGUUGCCGCAAAGCCCGCAGCAGUACAAGCAGAUUUUGAUGGCGUCAGGAAUUACGAAAUACUUUCAAUUUGCAAGGUGCUUUAGAGAUGAAGAUUUGAGGGCGGACAGGCAGCCGGAAUUCACUCAGCUUGAUAUGGAGAUGGCCUUUGCUGGCGAAGAAGACGUUAUGAACACUAUCGAGCUGCUCUUAGCCGAUCUUUGGGACAAGAUGGAUCUUGGAUCCAUUCCUACCAAGUUCCAGCGCAUGACAUAUGAGGAAGCAAUGUCAUCGUAUGGAUCUGAUAAACCCGACUUACGAUACGAAGCAAAGGCAAAUCUCAUUGGCAAAAUUACACCUCUGCAAGAUCCAAUCGUGGAAGCAGUCAAGAUCCCCGUCUCCUCCGACCCCAAGACCACCCGAAAAUUCGUUUCCAGCUUUCUCGACAGCCCAGACGGAAAGAACUUCCUCGAGAAUCCGAAUGGCCAACCUGGAAUCUUCAUCGGCGACUUGUCCCAGCCUAUGCAGGGUCUCGGCCCCCUGGGCUAUCAAUACGUAAUGGAGGGCCCCGAAGCCCUCGCCGUCGAGAAUGGUGAACUUCUCGUUCUCCAGGCCCGUCCCAACGCCCCACUGUCAGGCGGCUCCACAGCCCUAGGCAAUCUACGCCUCGCACUCUACAAAGCCGCCAUAUCACAAGACCUGAUUGAAGCACCAGCAGCAGACGAUUUCCGAUUUCUCUGGAUAACAGACUUUCCCCUCUUUACGCCCUCCAACGACAGCGAUCCAGGUCAGGGCGGCACUGCAGGCUUCUCCUCCACACACCACCCUUUCACAGCACCCAAGACACCCGCCGACGUUGAAUUACUUCUCACAGCGCCUGAGAAGGCUAAAGCAGCACAUUACGACAUUGUGCUCAACGGCGUUGAACUCGGUGGCGGAAGUCGCCGUAUCCACAAUGCUGCAGUGCAAGAAUUCAUCUUCCGUGACAUUCUCAAAAUGAAAUAUGAGCGCAUCGAAGACUUUAGACAUCUUCUUGACGUACUGCGUAGUGGUUGUCCGCCCCAUGCGGGAAUUGCGCUGGGUUGGGAUCGACUAAUGGCGGUAAUGACGGGCACGGAGAGCGUGAGAGAUGUGAUUGUUUUUCCGAAAAGUGGCAAGGGGGAGGAUUUGUUGGUUAAGAGCCCGAAUUGCGUCACCAGGGAGCAAUGGGAUACUUAUCAUUUGAGCGUGAAGGAAUAG
Molecule: messenger RNA, 2052 nt
Organism: Plenodomus lingam JN3
Lineage: Eukaryota; Fungi; Ascomycota; Dothideomycetes; Pleosporales; Leptosphaeriaceae
Source: RefSeq, a predicted model, not a curated record